This is a messenger RNA of Solenopsis invicta (red fire ant), 1518 nucleotides long. RefSeq lists its product as uncharacterized. NCBI's taxonomy places the organism in Eukaryota, Metazoa, Arthropoda, Insecta, Hymenoptera, Formicidae. Gene Ontology annotation, molecular function: nucleic acid binding. The record is from RefSeq and is a predicted model, not a curated record. Gene Ontology annotation, biological process: DNA integration. Bases 1 to 1518 code for a protein of 505 amino acids. The transcript has 3 exons.
AUGAAAAAGCUAGAGAAAAUUUAUUAUGAACCAAUGCACGCGGCCUCUUUUUCUGGAGCAGCAAAAUUAUUGCGUGAAACAAAAAAAUCAAUACCCAAAAACAAAACAAUUGCCUGGCUGGAAAGUCAAGAUGCAUAUACAUUGCAUAGGCCUUUACGUCGCCAAUAUCCUAGACGUUUUUACAAUCUGUAUAAUAUCGAUGAUGUAUGGGAGGCAGAUAUCGUAGAUCUACGUGCAAUUAAAAAUUAUAAUGAUAAUUACGCUUAUUUACUUGUUGUUAUUGACGUUUUAAGCAAAUUUGCUUGGAUUGAAAAACUACGUGAUAAAACAAGUACUAGUGUUGCUAGGGGUUUAGCACAUAUACUGGCCCGUAGUAAUGGUAGACGACCUAUUGUUGUACAAACAGAUCGUGGUAAAGAAUUUGUGGGGUCUGCCAAACAGCUUUUUUUAAAAAACGCAAAAAUUGGUUUUCGAGUGGCCCGUAAUCCAGAUGUGAAAGCUGCAGUUGUUGAAAGAUUUAACAGGACAUUAAAGGAGCGUAUAUGGCGAUAUUUCACUUAUGCAAGAAAUAAGCGAUAUAUCGAUGUACUAAAUAACAUUGUUGAUGCGUACAAUUGUUCGUAUCAUAGCGGUAUUAAAAUGGUCCCGCAAGAUGUAACAUUGAACAAUGCAAGAUUUGCUCGAUCAAAUCUCGCACGUAGAUAUGACAAUAAACGCGCCCGUGCUCCUAAAUACAAGAUCGGUGAUCUGGUGCGAAUCAGUAGUAGUAAAGCAGCGUUCGCGAAAGAUUAUGAAGGCGGCUGUAGCAAAGAAAUAUUUCUUAUAAUACGCAUUUCCACACAUCCACAACCACCUGUAUAUUUUUUAAGAGACCUUCAUGGUGAAGAUAUCGACGGCAUUUUUUAUGAAGAAGAAUUGAGCAGGAUCCGGCAAGAUUAUGCAAAGACCGAUCUUAUGGUUGAAAGAAUAAUUCGUAGUAAAGGACGAGGCAGUGCAAGACAUGAAAAGACUUUGGUGAAAAUAAAAAAUUUUAUCAAUGAACCGCCUGAAGAAGAAGAGGCGUUAAAAAUGGGUUUAGAACAUCAUAUAGUACCACAAGGACUGUAUCAGACAAUUGACGAUCUUAUCGAAACAGUAAACAAAACAACGCUGAAGAAACAUUUAAUUUUUACAUUAAAUAGGUUUGGUUAUGUCACAGCACAACGUUCGUGUACAGAUUGUAUGGCUAUAACACAUGGUUUUCGCCUAUCGCCAACUCUGGCUCAAAUAUUCGGUUAUGAAACUCAAUGUCAUAUAUUGGCUGGUGAUGUGCAAACACCUCUACUUCGCACAGUACCUCUAGAAUCGUAUGUUUAUGGUUCGGUUAAGUAUAAAAGUUUUGCAACAGCUAAAUAUAUACCGCUAAUACACACUGCUUUGCAAACAAUCGAGAUUGAUAUAAGAGAUGAGUUUGGACAACCUAUACCAUUCGAAUAUGGUACAUUGACUGUAACACUACAUUUUAAGAGAUUAGACUAA